Messenger RNA from Ylistrum balloti, 660 nucleotides. RefSeq lists its product as uncharacterized. The transcript is spliced from 6 exons. NCBI's taxonomy places the organism in Eukaryota, Metazoa, Mollusca, Bivalvia, Pectinida, Pectinidae. The record is from RefSeq and is a predicted model, not a curated record. Bases 1 to 660 code for a protein of 219 amino acids.
AUGACGAAACGCUCGGAGUCACUAAAGAAAAAGGAAUAUGCCAUUGUAUCACCACAAGUGAGGCCACGCAGACACACAGCUGCUGCUGUCAAGUUUCCCCAGCCAAGUGUGGGGGUCUCACUUCCCAACUCAACACAGUCAAGUUUUCAGAACCAGAGUCCCACUCUGUCAGGGCAGUGUCAGUGCUGCCAUCAUGUGACCAGAAAGUUUGGAGAAUUCCAAACAGAACUUAAACAAUCAAAAUGUGAUCACGCUCUUACCCUCAGAGAUAGUCUGGUGGACCAACUCCAACAAGUACCCUUAACUCCUAAACCUGCCCCGGGUAAACCAAGGGCUGGAAUAGUGCCUUCUGCAGAUGCCUUGAAACACAGAAUGAUUGAACUUUCUCCAGGGUCACAAGUUUUUAUACACCGAGACCAAAGAGAUGCUGUCAUUGCUGCUGGAAGGACACCUGGAGGUCGUGACCUCAAUGGAGAAAAGAUGGCGGCAAAAUUGCUUCAUAUUUUCUUCACUGAAGAGGAUUUUGCUUAUAACAACAUGAAAGGGCCACAUGAAGUUAUUGUACAGGCUGUAACAGCAUUUUGCCUUGCCAGAAGUACCAAGUCUCCAGAGAAAGUCAGAGCAUCUAUGUUUGCUGAGCUAGCUUCCAUGCAGGAAUAA